CCCACCCACACUCUCACCGCUGCCCGCCGUCAUACGAUUCGCAGCCAUGGGUCCUGGACGACGGAUGAAGAAACAGGGUCCUCCUCCUACCCUGAAAGAUCUUGGACUCGAUAAAAAGCGCAAGUCGCCGCAGGACACCUCCAGAGAGCCUACAUCGAAGAAGCGGAGAAAGUCUGCAGACUCCGAACAGUCUCCCAAGAAGCUUGUCAAUCUUGAUCGAGCAUCAAGGCAAGACCUCAAGCCAGUCAAGGCCGGGGGAAAAGAAAAGAGAAGGCUGGUCAAUAAGGAUGCCCAAAUCACAGUGCCGCCCCCAGGUUUUAUUGCGGCAGAUGAGGACGACAGUGACGAAGCCGGCAUUCCACUCGCUGAUGCUUCUCUGUCGGAGCUAGAAGAUGACGAUGAUAUACCCGAUUUGGACGAUGCAGAUGAAUUAUCAGACUCGGAUUCUGUCUUUGACUCGGACCCCGACGAUCAACCACGUCGCAUGUUCUCUGAUGACGACGACUCAGAUGCCGAAGCCAAACUCACCGCCGCCAACAUCGAAGGAUUGUCCAAAAGACUAGACGCUCAACAGGCACAAGUUGAUGCUGAGGCGCAGCAAGAGUUGGAGGACGAUGCGCUCCAAACCAACAUCGCUCAAGACCAAGGAGUUCUCGACUCGGUGGCUGCGCAAGGUCUCGCUCCAGACCUCGCGGUUGUAAGAAGCCGCAUGACCGAAACAAUCCGCAUUCUUGGAGAUUUCUCGAACCUGGCCGACAAGACCAAGUCACGCACCGACUAUACUACCCAGUUGCUCGCCGACAUUUGCACCUACUACGGCUAUACGCCUUAUCUGGCUGAAAAGCUCUUCAACCUCUUCACUCCCUCAGAAGCAUUUGCGUUCUUUGAAGCCAACGAAACCCCUCGUCCUGUGGUUCUGCGUACCAAUACCCUUCGCACCAACCGUCGCAGCCUGGCCCAAGCCCUCAUCAACCGUGGAGUGGUGCUUGAACCAGUUGGCAAAUGGUCCAAAGUUGGUCUUCAGGUUUUCGAGGCCCCAGUCCCCUUGGGUGCAACCCCAGAGUACCUUGCCGGCCACUAUAUCUUACAGGCAGCCUCGUCUUUCCUCCCCGUCAUGGCUCUGGCACCCCAACCCAAUGAGCGGGUCCUCGAUAUGGCCGCUGCGCCCGGUGGCAAAACUACAUACAUCGCGGCACUUAUGCGGAAUACGGGCUCUGUCUUUGCCAACGAUGCCAACCGACAGAGAGCCAAGGGUUUGAUCGGUAAUAUUCACCGAAUGGGUUGCAAAAACACCAUCGUGUGCCAUUAUGAUGCACAAAAGGCUUUCCCCAAGAUCCUGGGAGGUUUCGACCGCAUCCUUCUGGACGCCCCUUGCUCUGGAACGGGAGUCAUAGGGAAAGAUCCUAGUGUCAAGACGAGCAAGAAUGAACGAGAUUUCCUAGCACUCCCACACAUGCAAAAGCAACUUCUCCUGGCGGCAAUCGACUCGACAGAUCACAAUAGCAAGACGGGCGGUUACAUUGUCUACUCGACCUGCUCUGUCACAGUGGAAGAGAACGAAGGAGUUGUCCAAUAUGUCUUGCGCAAGCGGCCGAAUGUCAGGAUUGUAGACACGGGCUUGGGCAGCUUUGGCACUGAAGGGUUCCGAAGCUACAUGAACAAAAAGUUUGACGACAGGAUGAACCUGACCCGUCGAUAUUUCCCGCACAGGGAAAAUGUGGAUGGGUUCUUCGUGUGUAAGUUGAAGAAGACAGGGCCCUUGCCCAAGGCGACCGGCCAAUCGAAUGGAACGGCCGAGGGUGAGGCAGAGACCACAGUCCGCGUCAGUGAGCAAAAGGCGUCGACCAAUGGGGCUAGCUCUGGAGAAGCAGAAGCAGAUGACGAUUUUGGUGGGUUUGACGAUGAGGGAGACCAGGAAAUUAUCGCGAGAGCGGAGAAGAAAUGGAGGAAAUCGCAUGGCCUCGAUCCAAGAGCUGUGGGAAAAGACCGGUCAAAGACCAAGACAGAAGCAAAUGGCGUUCAAGGGUCCAAGGAUACUGAUCCCACAGAGAAGACCAAGUCCAAGAGCAAGAAGAAAAGCAAGACGAACGGAACGGUGUCUCGAUGAUGUUAGAAAGGUCAAGAAUGGAGUUGGAGUAUAGCGUGCAUAAACGUCCUAGACGUUGAAAUAUCAAGAUCUUUGCCAAAACAGA
Molecule: messenger RNA, 2192 nt
Organism: Exophiala mesophila
Lineage: Eukaryota; Fungi; Ascomycota; Eurotiomycetes; Chaetothyriales; Herpotrichiellaceae
Product: ribosomal RNA small subunit methyltransferase B
Exons: 1
Coding region: 47-2107 (686 amino acids)
Biological process (GO): maturation of LSU-rRNA; rRNA base methylation
Cellular component (GO): nucleolus
Molecular function (GO): RNA binding; rRNA (cytosine-C5-)-methyltransferase activity
Source: RefSeq, a predicted model, not a curated record